UAGGACUCUUUAAUUUACGUCUCGCUGUUUGCCGGACGGGUCGGGUUCCUUUGGCUUCAUUUAAAAGCGGGGAAGCGGCAGCGAAGAACGGCCGUCCAGGGUGAAAACAUCCGCGCACCCUCUAUUUUGUCGCAUGUUUGGUGACGUCCCAUAAUCGACUUGCUGUGAAGUCUCCGGGGCCGAGGCCUAAAGACUUUUUUUUUUUGUAACGCAUACAAUUUUUGUUUCCAUGCUUGGAUCGCGGUGCCCGUUUUGACCGGGUGUAAACCGAUGAAGCACUUUAUUCUGUGAUUGAAGCGGAAACGGUCGGAAACGGUAGCCAGCUAAUUGUAGCUACUGCUAACUGCCAGCGAGGAAGUGAGGAACGAAAAAAUGACAUCUCGGAGGUGGUUUCACCCCAACAUCACAGGUGUGGAGGCUGAAAACCUCCUGCUGACUCGUGGAGUGGAUGGGAGCUUUUUAGCCAGACCCAGUAAGAGUAACCCAGGAGACUUUACACUCUCAGUACGGAGAAAUGGAGCCGUCACCCACAUUAAGAUCCAGAACACAGGAGACUAUUAUGACCUUUAUGGAGGGGAGAAGUUCGCCACUCUGGCGGAGCUGGUGCAGUAUUACAUGGAGCAUCACGGCCAACUGAAAGAGAAAAACGGAGAUGUCAUUGAGCUCAAGUAUCCUCUCAACUGUGCGGAUCCCACCUCGGAGAGAUGGUUCCACGGACAUUUGUCGGGCAGGGAGGCCGAGAAGCUGCUGACGGAGAAAGGGAAGAAUGGCAGCUUCCUGGUGAGAGAGAGCCAGAGCCACCCCGGGGAUUUUGUUCUGUCAGUCCGGACAGGAGAUGACAAGACGGACAGCAGUGACAACAAGCCCAAGGUCACUCACGUCAUGAUCCGCUGCCAGCAUGACCUGAAAUACGACGUGGGCGGAGGGGAGAAGUUUGACUCCCUCACCGACUUGGUAGAACACUACAAAAAGAAUCCCAUGGUGGAAACUCUGGGCACCGUGCUUCAGCUCAAACAGCCCCUGAACACUACGCGUAUUAACGCUGCAGAGAUUGAAAGUCGAGUUAGGGAGCUGAGCAAACUAGCGGAGGCCACAGACAAGGUCAAACAGGGCUUCUGGGAAGAGUUUGAGACCUUGCAGCAACAAGAGUGCAAGCUGCUCUACAGUCGCAAAGAGGGCCAGAGAGCAGAGAACAAAAACAAGAACAGAUACAAGAACAUUCUGCCUUUCGACCACACACGUGUGGUGCUGAAUGACAGGGACCCAAAUGAGCCAGGCUCUGACUACAUCAACGCCAAUAUCAUCAUGGUCGUAUCUGCUGUCUUGCCGGAGCUAGACCCAAAGUGUAACAGUACAAAGGUGAAGAAGAGCUACAUCGCCACUCAGGGCUGUCUGCAGAACACCAUCAGUGACUUCUGGAGGAUGGUGUUUCAGGAGAACUCCCGAGUCAUCGUGAUGACCACCAAAGAGGUGGAGAGAGGAAAGAGCAAGUGUGUGAAGUAUUGGCCGGACAUGUCGUCUCUGAAGGAGUACGGUGCGAUGCGCGUCCGCAACGUCCGAGAGACGGCUGCACACGACUACAUCUUAAGAGAACUCAAACUGUCAAAGGUUGGACAGGGCAAUACAGAGCGUACAGUCUGGCAGUACCACUUCAGGGCCUGGCCGGACCACGGAGUCCCCACUGACCCAGGCGGCGUUCUCGACUUCUUAGAGGAGGUCAACCUAAAGCAGGAGAGCAUACUGGACGCUGGGCCUAUAGCGGUACACUGCAGUGCAGGGAUCGGGCGGACGGGAACGUUUAUAGUGAUUGACAUCCUGAUAGAUGUGAUCAGAGAAAAAGGGGUGGACUGCGACAUCGACGUGCCAAAGACCAUCCAGAUGGUUCGUUCUCAGCGCUCUGGGAUGGUGCAGACUGAGGCGCAGUACAGGUUCAUCUAUAUGGCCGUGCAGCACUACAUAGAAACCUUGCAGAGACGCAUAGAGGAGGAACAGAAAAGUAAGAUAAAAGGGCGAGAGUACACCAACAUCAAGUACUCUUCAUCUGACCUGACUGGAGGAGAGCAGAGCCCUUUGCCUCCUUGCACUCCUAUUCCUACUCCCACCUGCACAGAGAUGAGGGAUGACAGCUCCAGAGUGUAUGAGAACGUGGGCCUGAUGCAGCAGCAGAAGAGCUACAGAUGAGAUUCACCUUUGACCCCAGUGCUCUAUCCGUUCCAGGAUCUUGAUACCUGACAGUUUUUUCGCCAGCCACACCGUGACGCCUGAGACUUGACCGCAAUGACAUGGAACAAUGGAAAAACACACGCAACAUAAAAACGUGAGAGAGACCAGACACCAGGGUCCUCCUGUUCUCGCUCAUCUUACAUGAACAUUCGCCCGCUAGUUGAAUUCUAAACCACUGUGAUGAUCAUCAGAAGAGCCUUUGAGAAGCCUAACAUGCUAAAUCCUACGACUAAAACACAGUUUUAGGAUUAGCCUUUGUAAAUCUCACCCCAACAAGGGCUGCAAACAGCAAGCACUCUCCUCAGAGGGGACACACUUAGCUAACCUUUGCUCAUCUCUCAUAUUUCUAUGUUUUUUGUUUUUUUUAAUUAACCAAAGGAAGGUUAUGUAGGUUGUUUGUGAAUGGGAAGUGAGGUGUUUUCUGAAUAAGGCCUGUGCCAAAAACCACAAAUAAUUGUAUCCACAUUUCUCAGCCAAUUAAAAGUCUCUGUUCGGCCGGUUCAGCCUGUAAAGCGCUGGGAGACGAGACCUUAUUUGUGGACAAAAGUGGGGCAAAAAAUUUGGAUUAGUGUCCAGUUUUCACUGUUAUAUAGAGUUAAUGUUUCUGAAUGAAGAACUAUUGGCAUUGUAGUGUAAUAUCAUAUUUACUGUAGAUUUGUAAUCCACUGACUUCUAAACAUGAAUUCCUUGUUUUCUUUGCGCCAGAACUGCCUCCAAGAGAAAUUUUAAUUCAGGCUGUUCGGAGUGUGAAUUAACAUUUUUUUUGUCGUCCACAUGUGUUUUUAAUAUGCUUUUGUUUGUGGGAUACACAGUGUCUGUUAGUUUAACCAUUCCUGAGCUCAACCCGAAUGCCCUUAUUGCUGCACUUUUAUUUCGCAGCAUAACAGUUACAGUCAAGCCUUGAUUCACCUGGUGGAUUUCUAAAUAAUCUAAUCUGGGGUUUAGAGAGGAGUUUCUUCAUGCCUGCACUUCUAUGUCAAAGUCAGUGUGAUGACGUAUAAAGAUUUCAGGGGAGUCUGUAAUGCAGGCAUCGCCACAGACGCACGGCUGCCAAAAGAACUUUGUUUUUUAAGUUUUUUUUAAAAGUGCAUUUACUUUUUUCUUUUUUUCCAUUCGUUCUUGUGUUUUUUUUUUUUUUUAUUAAGACAAAUGCCUUUUGUGUAUCAUUGACCUAUUUUGAGCACCACAUGUACUUAAUUUUAAGUCUCACUGUUUUAAGAAGCAAUCACACAUCUCUCAGCUUUGGCACUAUAGAUAGUCAUUGUUGUGGUUAUAGAUUGUUGGCCCUGUAAUAAUCAGCUGGAUUCACACUUUUCUUAUCUUUUUUUUUUUUGUUAAUAACAUUUAAAGGAAUCUAUUGACAUUUUGUGAAAUUUGCUCAUUCACUUUCUUGCAAAGGGUUAGAUGAGAGGGUCGAUGUAUGAAGUCAGCCGCUGGUUAGCUUAGCUUAGCAUAAAGACUGGAAACAAGGGGAAACCGUUAGCCUGGCUCUGUUCAACGGUAACACAAUCCCCAUACCAGCAACUCUAAAGCUAACAUUAACAUGUUAUAUCUAGUUUGUUUAAACUGUACACAGACAGAAAGAAAAAAUGUUUUGGUUCAAAGGUUUUGUCCCCUUCAGACAGAGCUAGCUGUCCCCCCUGCUUGUAGUCUUUAUGCUAAGCUAAUCACCUGCUAGCUCUAGCUUCAUAUUUAGCGUACAGAUAUGAGAGUGGUAUCGAUCUCUUUGUCUAACUAGCAAGAAAUCUAACGAGUACAUGUCGUAAAAUGUGAAACUAUUCAUUUAACUUCACCUUCACACUAAGCUGCAGUAUUAAUGGAAGUCUGGUGUUUUGGAUCUGCAGUAAUCCAGUGAGAAUCCCCAACACUCAUUUCAAACGUGUUGCCUAAGUAUUUUGUUUUUGUCAAGCCUUCCCAACACUACGCCUUGAGAAACUGCAGUCUUGAGACUGAACUUACUGUAACAGUGCUGACUCAGAAUCUCUCCAUUAAGAAAAGGAAAGAAGCAGCUAUCCUCUUUGCCUUGAGGGACAGUUCUCAACAACCACUGAUCCAGGAUUGAACAGCUUCUUUCUGUAACAUUUUGAAAAUCAUGAAAUCAGUGUUUUUUCGGGGGCUGCUUCCUCCCACCGGAGGACUCUGCUAACGCCCGGCUGCUGCUUCACAGCAAGUGUUCUUUGAAAUGAUUCCUCUCCUCCCGGGUGAACGCCAUCCACUGACUGAGAUCUUCUGUAGUGUGGUGUACUGUAUGCAGUUUUAUCGUCAAAAACGAAUGAGUUUGUACUCGUCUCAUGUUUCGUGGAGUGCUUGCUUUGUGGUGUUUUGUGUCCUGUGUGUGUGUGUGUGUGUGCGAGGAGGAUGUGUGUAUGUGUUGUGAGAGUGCGGCUGCUCAUCGGCCAUAUGUUCUUGAAUACUUUACUGUUUUUUUUGCUUUUCCUCCCAGAUGAUAAAACUGCUUUCCAUUUAUCAUGUAAGCAAUUUAGAUGCAUAGACGUGCCUUCUAUGCAUAUGCCUAUGUGUAUGUGAUAGCUAUUAAAAAAAACAAAACAGUGCUAAUUAGUUCCACCACCAUUCAAGAACAUGUAACACUUAAAUGUGAAUUAUUUCAUCCUGAACAAUAAAAGGAAAAAAAACGGUGAUCGCAAUGCAAACAAACUAUAUUUUUUAACAUGUAUAUUGUACAUGAGUACCUGAUAGAGGAGAAUGUACUUACUAAAACAUAUCUACUUGCCAAUAAGAUAUACUGUAUGUAUAUUCCUACAGCUUUCUCUCUGUGACACAGGGAGGGACCUCUCUCAAAGCUGAAGAGGUUUAUUGUAUGACUUUCAAUGCAGUUAACCAUGUUAACUUCCUCAAUAACAAUAAAUGGCAGGCUAAUGCCUCAGUAA
Molecule: messenger RNA, 5111 nt
Organism: Cottoperca gobio
Lineage: Eukaryota; Metazoa; Chordata; Actinopteri; Perciformes; Bovichtidae
Gene: ptpn11a
Product: protein tyrosine phosphatase non-receptor type 11a
Exons: 16
Coding region: 373-2181 (602 amino acids)
Biological process (GO): positive regulation of ERK1 and ERK2 cascade; protein dephosphorylation
Cellular component (GO): cytoplasm
Molecular function (GO): cell adhesion molecule binding; receptor tyrosine kinase binding; non-membrane spanning protein tyrosine phosphatase activity
Source: RefSeq, a predicted model, not a curated record